Molecule: messenger RNA, 1240 nt
Organism: Larimichthys crocea (large yellow croaker)
Lineage: Eukaryota; Metazoa; Chordata; Actinopteri; Sciaenidae
Gene: il15ra
Product: interleukin 15 receptor subunit alpha
Exons: 8
Coding region: 125-871 (248 amino acids)
Biological process (GO): interleukin-15-mediated signaling pathway
Molecular function (GO): interleukin-15 receptor activity
Source: RefSeq, a predicted model, not a curated record
GUUGACAGUGAAAGUGAAAGCUGGGGACAGUCCUGCACUGUCGGUACAAGGAGUCGCACUGUGAGGAUGGCGGUGGAGCCACUGGUUUAUUCGGCGCACACGUUUUAACGCACGGAGGUGUCAGAUGGAUCUGCGCUCCCCUUCACUCUGUGUCUACGUUAUGAUGCUCUGUCUGCUCCGCUGCUCCAUCGGCGGUGAAAACAAAUGUAAAUGCCAAGAAAUUCCUCAAAUUCCUCUUACUGUCGAUCCAUUGAGUAGAUGCCCUGAGAAUACUACGUAUUUCCGCUACACAUGUAUAGAAGGCUACGUGAGGAAGGCGGGAACCUCAAAUCGCAUCAACUGCAACCAAAUUAAUGGCGCUUGGACAACACCCCUCCUGCAGUGUAUACCUGACCCAAAGAGACCACAGCCUCCAAGUACCACCGUAACACAGGGUUACACUGAUAUCACCCUUGACAUCAUUACCACUACAGUCACCACCUUCACCAGCCCACCGGUGAUCCGCAUUGCAAGCACCUCAGUGACUGCGGAAACAGAGAGAGCAGAGUCGACCUCACCUGAUCUGCAGGUCUCAUCACAGAAUUCCACACAGGUACAUCUUGUGAUCAAGACUGAAGAAACAGAGAAGUCAACAUCAACCUCAACCUCAACCUCAACCUCAACCACCACUGAGCCUUCAACAUUUGAUCCUCAUGUGUCCGACCAGACAAAACUCUACAACACGUCAGCAGCGUUGAUCACCUUGGUUUUGGUAAUGAUCACCUGCGCUUUGAUUGGACUCGGCUUCAAGAAAUGUUACAGAAGGUCAAAGGAGAACACCUCUCACCAGCCAUCAGAGGAAGAGCAGAUACCCAUGAAUCAGUCUGCGUAGCUGUUAUAGACUUUGUCCCCUAAAGACCUGCUGCUGCUUGUGGAGAGCCACAGCCUUCCAUGCAGUAAAGAACGGCUUCUCACCUCCGCACAGGACUGAAGAGUGUGUGAUCACCUCCGUCCAGCAGAAAGCAUGAUGGCUGGCUCGACGGGACAUUUGUAGCUUGCACGUUCCUCAAGAAUUUGAACUCAUAACCCUGGGUAAUACCUGAGACACAUAUCUGAACUUCUAUUCUAUCAACUAUUCAUCUGGUGCUACAACGGGUGAUGCUUUUUUUUUUUUUUUUAACCAUUCAGGAUAUGUCUUUUCUGCGUUUAGCCAAAGCUCAUUCAUCAUUGUUCAAAAACUAUUAAAAACAUAUCAGUGGGC